Molecule: messenger RNA, 689 nt
Organism: Paraphaeosphaeria sporulosa
Lineage: Eukaryota; Fungi; Ascomycota; Dothideomycetes; Pleosporales; Didymosphaeriaceae
Product: Glyoxalase/Bleomycin resistance protein/Dihydroxybiphenyl dioxygenase
Exons: 3
Coding region: 1-465 (154 amino acids)
Source: RefSeq, a predicted model, not a curated record
AUGACCACCUAUGAAAUCAGACCCCACAACCGCGUCCUCAACCACAUCGCCCUCCACGUCCCGGACCUCGAAGCUGCCGUAACCUGGUAUACCACCCUCUUCGGCUUCCGCCGCCUGCGUGCCCCCAUCUGCUGCGACCGCUCGACCGACCCCUGUGCCCCAAUCUUCCGUGUCUACGAUGCCGAGCUGCACAAAUUCAUCAACCCGCCAAUGUCGGAACCCGCCGGUUUCAAUUAUACCCGCGGAGGGGUGUUCCAUCUUGCCGUUACGGAUCCGGAUCCUGAGGGGCUUUUGGAAAGGGCUAAGGCGAUGGGAGCAAGGCAGAUUGGGGAGGCGGUGACACCAGCGAGUUGUGAGGGGGAGGGGGAGAGGCAGGUGGCGCUAUACAUGCAGGAUCCGUGGGGGAAUGUUAUCGAGGCGUGCAGUUGCAGCUUUGAGAAAAUGAUGGCGAACAGGGAUAAGUAAGGCGAGUAUGGAAUGGAUGCAUCUGUUGUCUGCCUCCGACGGAGGUAGUUGAAUAUGAUUAAUGAAAUCUAUCAAGUCGACCACAAGAGAAAGCAUUGCUUGCAGCUGAGGACAUGGCCAUCUCGCAGACAUUUCUAAGACAGAGAGGAUAUGCGCAAGGUGCGCUUCUGGGGGAUUGCAUCAGUAGUCGUGUGAAUUCGAGUCAGAUGGUGGACACCAUCGGC